This is a messenger RNA of Salvelinus sp. IW2-2015, 1169 nucleotides long. RefSeq names its product succinate-CoA ligase GDP-forming subunit beta. Gene Ontology annotation, cellular component: succinate-CoA ligase complex; mitochondrion. NCBI's taxonomy places the organism in Eukaryota, Metazoa, Chordata, Actinopteri, Salmoniformes, Salmonidae. Gene Ontology annotation, biological process: tricarboxylic acid cycle; succinyl-CoA metabolic process. The record is from RefSeq and is a predicted model, not a curated record. Gene Ontology annotation, molecular function: succinate-CoA ligase (GDP-forming) activity; ATP binding.
UCUCUUUCCCCGUCAACAUGGCGGCAUCCAUGGCAUCACAGGCUGUAGCAAGAGGUUUACGCGGAGCAAGUGCUAAGUACUUAUUUCUUGACAAAUUCAAGUGUGCACGGGUGAGUUCCAGGCGAUGGCUGAACCUGCAGGAGUACCAGAGCAAGAAGCUGAUGCAGGAGAGUGGGGUGACUGUCCAGCGUUUCUACGUGGCUGACAAUGCCCCUGACGCCCUGCAGGCCGCCAAGAGACUCAACGCCAAGGAGAUAGUCCUGAAGGCCCAGAUUCUGGCUGGGGGACGAGGGAAGGGUGUGUUCAACAGUGGACUUAAAGGUGGAGUGCACUUAACUAAAGACCCCUCUGUGGUGGGUGAGCUGGCCAGUAAGAUGCUAGGCUAUAGCCUGACCACCAAGCAGACGCCAAAGGAAGGAGUGAAAGUAAAAACGGUGAUGGUGGCUGAAGCACUGGACAUCACCAGAGAGACCUACUUUGCCAUCCUGAUGGACCGGGCCUGCAACGGCCCCGUCAUGGUGGGCAGUCCUCAGGGUGGGAUGGACAUAGAGGAGGUUGCCGACAAAUCCCCAGAACUCAUCUUUAAGGAAGUUAUAGAUAUUUUCGAGGGCGUGCGAGAUGACCAGGCGCUCCGCAUGGCAGCUAAUUUGGGUUUCAAAGGACCUCUGGAAAGACAGGCUGCAGAUCAGAUUAAGAGGCUCUAUGAUCUGUUCCUGAAAGUCGACGCCACUCAAGUUGAAGUCAAUCCUCUCGGAGAGACUCCCGAAGGAGAAGUGGUGUGCUUUGAUGCCAAGAUCAAUUUUGACGAUAACGCAGAGUUCCGUCAGAAAGCCGUCUUUGCCCUGGACGACAUGUCAGAGAGCGAUCCCACAGAGACGGAGGCAGCCAAAUGGGACCUCAAGUACAUUGGCUUGGAUGGAAACAUUGCCUGCUUUGUGAAUGGGGCUGGUCUGGCUAUGGCCACGUGUGACAUCAUCGACCUCCAUGGAGGGAAACCGGCCAACUUCCUAGACCUGGGAGGAGGAGUGAAGGAGAAACAGGUUUACGAGGCCUUCAAACUGCUCACUGCUGACCCCAAGGUGGAGGCAUCCUGGUGAACAUCUUCGGGGGCAUCGUCAACUGUGCCAUCAUUGCCAACGGCAAUCACCAAGGCUUGCCGUGAGCUGGGA